CUUGUGUACAUAAAAGUACAUAAAAAAAACAUUAAAAAAUGUCAAAUAAUCAUCGACCGAAUAAUAACAUGUACCGAGGUUCGCCUGAUCCCCGAUUAUCAUAUCAACAACAACAACAACAACAGCAGAUGAGACAAAGUCAGAUUAGAUUAAACCAAUAUAGACAAUCAAAUAUUCCACCGCAACAGUAUAAUAUGGAUCAUCUCUCUCGUCCUCGUCCACCUGCUCAUAGACAUCAUCCAGAUAGACAAUCACAGGUGAGAACAGGUCGACCGAUGAGACCGCCUUAUCAUCACCCACAACAACCCAUGGUACCUAAUCAGCCACCAACCGCUACAGGUCCCUAUCGUCGUGUGAGCAUGAACCGUUCUCGUUCAUUGUCUCGUCCUGAGCGACAAAGACCAAGACCAGGCAUGAUUCGAUCCCCUUCUCAACAACAGAGAAUGAUGCAACAACAAAUGCAACAACAACGAAUGCGGCCACCAAGACCUUCCAAUUAUCCUAUGCCAAAUCGAUUACAACAUCAACUUCAACAACAGCAAAAAAUGUAUCAACAACAGCAACAACAAGAGAUGGCUCUUUUAGAAAACAAUAAAAAGGAAAGUAAUGACGCCAAUAUACCCGAAGAAAAGAUCAAGGUGCUGACAAGCUGGUGGGCUUGGUUGGCUUAUUUGAUGACUUGCUGUAUUCCUAAUUGGUUUCUUCGUGUAUGUCUAAGAAAAAAGAAUCCAAUGGUGCAACAGGCUUGGAGAGAAAAGCUUUCACUGUGUUAUAUUAUCUUGAUUCUAUGUGGUGCACUAGCCUUUAUCACUUACGGCUUGAACAGAGCGCUUUGCCCACCUUCGUCACAAACGUCAAACACUCCCUAUUCCCAAGUCGUCGACGGUCAACGCAUACCAGUGUACCAUGAGAACCCGCGCGUCUUUGGUCAGAUUUAUCCAAUGGAUGCGUUGAAAUCAUUUUUUGCUACUAAGGGUCUCAAUUUGACAAAUGAUUAUCAAAAUGUUGAACUCAGUGGUAUCUUUGAUGGCGAUACUGGAGGCUACUGUCGAGGCUUUCCCAACACUUUGCCUACCUGUCAGCUGAUCGAUCCAUAUGGUGGUGGCAUGCUUCCACUUAACAAUACCUGUUUAUCACUUGCUGAAUUACAGGCCUUUUAUCGUUCUCGUUAUGGUGUUCUUGGCUUCGAUUGGGAAGAUUUAAAUAAACAUUCCAUCACUGGCCAAUCACUAGCCUUACUGGGCGAUUCAGUCUUAAACCUCACCAGCUACUUACAAUCCACAACACUUCCCUUUGGAGAAGCUGUCGACCGUGCAAUCCGUUCAAACUUGGCAGCCGACCUGUCUUAUGCUCUCUUGAACACUCCCAACGGCCGAGCAGCCCGUCGAUGCCUGGAAGCACGUUAUCGAGUAGGUGUGAUGGAAACCGAGACAGCAGGUUGUAUUGCAGACAAGAUCAUCAUGAACUUGAUGUUGGUUGUCAUUAUUGCCAUGAUUGUUGUACGUUAUUCCAUGGCCCUCCUCUUUCAAUGGUUUAUCUCGAGUCGAUUAAUCAAACCCGGUGGUCGUUCCAACUGGCUGGCUUGGCGUUCGAUUAAGGGAGGUAACGACGAUCCUGCGAAUCAUAUCCCAGGACCCUACAACAAUUACGGACCAAUGCAACUUCAAAACUCGACCACAUCCCUUGGUUCUGGCUCUUCAUCUCGUGCUACACCUGCGCUGAGUGAGCAAAGUUCGGCAGUGGGUCUAGGCGGUGCUCGCUCCGAUAUUGUGACCACAGAACUUUAUACGGUCAUGCUCGUUACCUGCUAUUCGGAGGGUGAAGAAGGGCUUAGAACGACAAUGGAUAGUUUGGCAGAAACGACGUAUUCCAAGAAACACAAGAUUUUCUUUAUUAUCGCAGAUGGUAUGAUUACAGGUGCAGGCGAAACAAAGUCAACACCCGAUAUCGUGAUUAGCAUGAUGGACCUCGAUCCUACCAUGUCCAAUCCCAAGCCUUCAUCUUAUUUGGCUAUUGCGGAUGGUGAAAAGCAAUUGAAUAUGGCUAAAGUGUACGCUGGUCAUUAUAAAGGCGUGCCUUGUAUAACCAUUGUGAAAUGCGGUACUGAAGAAGAAGCCAAUGCACCCAAGGCCGGUAAUCGUGGUAAACGUGACUCUCAGCUUAUCCUCAUGAGCUUCUUCCAACGUGUCUUGUUCAACGAUCGUUUGUCGGAACUCGAUUAUGAAAUCUUUUGGAAAAUGACAUGGUUGCUGAAAGGCGUCACACCUGAUAAAUUUGAACUAGUGCUGAUGGUAACCACAGCCAAAAA
Rhizopus microsporus ATCC 52813 is the source of this 2308-nucleotide messenger RNA. RefSeq lists its product as uncharacterized. The annotation marks the transcript as partial. Gene Ontology annotation, molecular function: chitin synthase activity. Lineage: Eukaryota; Fungi; Mucoromycota; Mucoromycetes; Mucorales; Rhizopodaceae. Gene Ontology annotation, cellular component: cell periphery; cell septum. The transcript is spliced from 6 exons. The record is from RefSeq and is a predicted model, not a curated record.